Centruroides sculpturatus (bark scorpion) is the source of this 2634-nucleotide messenger RNA. Its product is annotated as transcription factor HES-4-like. Gene Ontology annotation, molecular function: DNA-binding transcription factor activity, RNA polymerase II-specific; protein dimerization activity; RNA polymerase II cis-regulatory region sequence-specific DNA binding. Gene Ontology annotation, biological process: anterior/posterior pattern specification; regulation of transcription by RNA polymerase II; regulation of neurogenesis. Gene Ontology annotation, cellular component: nucleus. The record is from RefSeq and is a predicted model, not a curated record. The transcript has 4 exons. Lineage: Eukaryota; Metazoa; Arthropoda; Arachnida; Scorpiones; Buthidae. Bases 1579 to 2451 code for a protein of 290 amino acids.
ACCAAAGCGAGAAAAUUUCGUAAUAUCCUGUUAUUAAGUUAUUAUUCGCAGAUCAUUAUUGUUAUAAACGUGAAAUCGUCGGGGGUAUGUCGCAUUGACGUCAUCUGGUUGAAGUCACGUGGAAGCUGUUCACGUCAUUUUCAGCCAUCGAAUCGAAUCCCUUUUUAUAUAAGUUUUUUUUUUCUCGGUCUCACGAGAAAAUGUGAUUUAAACGAAUACAAGGAAGCUGUACCGAGAGACUGAUACGAGAGGUUAAAGGUCAAGCCGUUCUAAGAACAUUAUUAGGGGUGAAAAGCGUGUAAAAAUUCGCCACUCGAAUCGUUACCUCAAGGUCGAAUUUUUAUGCUAAUUUAUUUUAAAAAAAUUAAAUUAAGUACGAUAAUAAUAGACGAUAAAAAGCGAAAAUGGCGAAAAGAGGAACGUUCCGUGGGUCAAAAAUGUAUAUUUGGUGCAAACAAGCCUCUUUGUAUGGUCACAUUCCUUCCCACAAUUCAGUUGUAGGCCAAACGGGCAACUGGAAGAAUGUGAGUCAGCCCCAUUGUUAGCGAAGAGAAGUUCUUCCCUCGUCUAACCUUGACUACCCCCGCCCUAUUCCUGGUGCAGGGGAACGUGCUGACGUCAUGCCGGGGACCGUGAGAAAAGGGCUGUGGUAUGUCGUGUGCCGGGGACAAUGCAGCCACGUGGAGGGACCCGAUAGCUCUCAAUUACCUUGGUUCAGCCAUGCAGUACACCGUGAAAAGCAGUCAGGCAAACCGGGGUCACAGCUUUGACACUUUCUCACGACUCCGGCUCCGUCUGUUGCCCAAUGACUGUACACACCUUCUGUGCAGAUGACGCUCGUCUGCCUUGGAAUUUUUAACUGAUGGAACUCGCUAACAGAUGUUGCACAUCCACCUUUUUUUUAUAUAUACAUUUAUACACUAAACGGUGAAGAAGUUACGCUGUAAACACCGAAUUCGUCAUCUGCCCUUUGCAAUCGGCUUUAAAAUACCAUUAUAACUACGGAAACUCGCGCUCUUUCCGGACGUUGUCUUCACGCAAAAGUCGAAUUUUUAUUUAAAAAAAAAAAUACGUUUUUAAAGUAGAAUAAUCCAAGUGUUUGUGGUGGCAUGCAAAAUGGCGAAAGUAGAAAUUGGUAUAUAAAAAAAGAAUGCUGCCACAAUUUACGAACAGAUGUAACAACAUCUCAGGAAGUGUGUGCAGAAGUUUAAAAAAUAGGCAAAGGGGGUAGCAGCGCCCGUGUCCAUACGCGUGCCAAGUAGAAUAAGGAGCUUUGUGACAAACUGGUUCCCAGCCAACUGUGUGUUGUUUACAUAUGAUAUCCCUCGUAUGUCGAAGGAGGAGGAGUCUUCCCACGUUCCUUCUCUACUGAUAAAAACUUCUGGCACGUGCACAGACGGCGGCAGAUGUCUUGGCGGGCAACCACUAACCAAUCAGACGUCGCAUGACGCGAGCCGACAAAAUCACACACAUCAACAGAACAAGGGUGGAAGGCUGUGAUUGGCUACAGGACGUGGAUCUGACCGUGGGAACAGCUCGGACGGUGUUAUCUCAGGCUUGCCGCAGCAGUACGCCUGGAUGACCUGGUCGACCAUAAAACUUGCCACCACCGGCAUUUUCCCACAGUUUGUGUUGGCACGCGUUCGACUCACGUCUCUGCUAUCUACUCUUACUCACGUGCGGAACUUCUACACUAUAGCUAUGCCAGCCGAGAAGGUUGCAACCAAAUCUAGCGAAACUCGCCGAAGUACCAAACCCAUUAUGGAGAAGCGUAGAAGGGCGAGGAUUAAUAAUAGUUUAACCGAAUUGAAGAAUCUGAUCUUGGAUGCUCUGAAGAAAGAUAAUGCUCGACACUCGAAAUUAGAAAAGGCUGAUAUUUUAGAAAUGACGGUUAAACAUUUACGUAACUUACAACGUCACCAAAUAACAACAGCCGUAAUGGCCGACCCCAACGCAAUUGGAAAAUAUAGAUCAGGUUUUAACGAAUGCGCUAAUGAAGUAAACCGUUAUCUGAACCAAGUGGAAGGAGUGGACACGGCGGUCAAACAAAGGCUUUUGAACCAUCUCGCAAAUUGCCUGACCAGUUUGCAUUCUCCUCCACAAUCUCCUACCAACUACCCCCUGAAACCCAUCCACGUACAAGUACCCGAUUCGCCUCUUCACACCAAAGUUUUCGAAGGAGUUCACCUCUUGCCCACCAGAUUAUCGACAGGAGAAUUAGCAUUCCUGGUACCACAGUCGCAGAUAGACUUGUACAAUCCUGCAACAGUUCCUAUCAGUCCUGCAACGUCUACAAGUCCCGUAACAGUAUUGGGUUCCGGUAUCCUAAGCCCCGCUUCCAGCGAUAGAUCGAGUCCAGUAUCGCUUACACUAUCCAGUCCAUCAUACGAAUCCGUUUCUCCUGUUCCCAACGUUAAAGUGCCUACAAAUCGGGUAUGGAGACCGUGGUGAACGGUUUUUCUAUGUGUAAAUAAACUCUACCUCCGAAGAUUAUCUGUGAUAUUACAAACAAACAAACAAAAAAUUCCGGUUUGACCAAAAUGUGCCUUACAAGAAUUUGAAAAUAAUUUAUUUUUACAUAUGUACAUAAUCAUUUGUAAUCAUUAAAAAGAAAAGAAUUUUUAAAAUUUUAAA